Messenger RNA from Hydatigera taeniaeformis, 537 nucleotides. The record is from the annotation of a GenBank genome assembly. NCBI's taxonomy places the organism in Eukaryota, Metazoa, Platyhelminthes, Cestoda, Cyclophyllidea, Taeniidae.
AUGAAUCGUGCAGCCUCACGUCAGGCAUUGGGAACGAGCCUUUUGGUGAAUGCUGCACCUCCCAAUGAAGUACAAACCGCGUCAACUGCUAAAUUGGCGACAACACCAACUCCAGCUGUUGCCACGGUGAUCUUUGAGGUGCCACGACCGCCUGCAAUUGUAGCGUGUAACAAUGAGGAGGUUCGUGUUACUGUAGGUCUAAUUGACCUGCAACCCUCGUAUGACUACGUCACUGUGCCCAAGAGAUCGCUCUCCGCUUUCCUCAAAGCGCAUGUCAAAAACUCCAGCAACUUUUACAUUUUGCCGGGCCAGACCAAUAUCUACUCGGACAACACCUUCAUUGGUAAGGUAAGUGAACCACCAAUAUCAACACAUCAUUCCACUGAAGAGGAGCUUCAGAGUUUCGCUACGGUAAGCUUCAAGCAGGUCAUCGAUGUGCGCAACACCUUCCAACGACCUGUCCGUGUGAUGGUUGUCGAUCAACUGCCUUCCAGUGGAGAGGAUAAGAUUAAGGUUUGUUUUUUUUUCCCCAUAUGA